AUGGCCCAGAAAACACUUGAAACGAGCGGCAGCCUCAGGCUGUUGAGCUAUGAUGAGCUUUUCAAGCCUUCGGAAGUGAAGACAAUCGAGAAGUUCCGAGGUUUUAAACGGCAGAACACCCUGAAAGGCGAUACACGAGCAAAGAAUGAGUUGCUCAGUGUACUGCGACAACAGCGCGUUCUGGUGGAUGAUAACGCGAUUCAUUUUGUAGCGGAGGCUCGAGGCGAAAGCAAGGCAGACGCGAGGAAUUCUGUGUUCAAGCUGGCGCAGAGGUACAAGGUGUUACCAGAUACAGAGAACGUAAAAAAGAUCAAGCAGCUUUUCGGGAGAGUAAGGGAGGAUGAUUCUGGAGAUGAAGAUUGGGAACCAUCUUUUCGUCGGUUGCCUACCUGUCUGAAGACAAAACGAGGUGCGAAAAUGAUGGACGAUGAAGUCUCGCAUGAUAUACUGCUUGGAGAAAUAGACUCUAUAGAAGACGAGUCUUCGAAGCUGGGGGACAACGUCGUUUCGUCGGAAGCGGUGAAGGAAGAACCUGAAGAGGUGAUAAGCCGUGUCAUUGACCAGCAGGGCGGAGGGCUGGGGCUCGCUACAGAAAAAGCGGAGUCGGCAACGGAGAAACAGGAAGAAGACUUUGACGACGACGAUGAGGAUGAUGCUCAUUUUGAUCACGAUGACAUCAAGGUCCUGAAUGACAUGCAGAGAGAGUUCAUUGGAAAUAACCUGACCGCGUGGCUACAGGAUAUCCGGAAAGCAUAUGAGUCAGGUGUCAAGCUCGUGAAGGUCAACGCGCUGGGGCUAAAGUUCAUACGCAUUCUCACAAUCAAGGAUAUGGUUCUUUCGAUCCGUCAGCCCCAUACGCAGUCGAAGGUCAAGGUGGAACGGCAGGUCGCAAUAACAGAAAUAAUCAGUGUGAAACUGGGACGCGAUUCAAAGGAGUUCCGUGCGCUGGAUAAGCUCGUCGAGGAUAAAAAAGAGCCGGCGGAUACAAACCCGCCAGCAACAUUAUGCGCAGUGGUGGACCUCCCAAAGAACAGGUCACUGUCUUUGGUUUUUCUGGAAGAAGAUCAGAGAAACGGUUUCGUUUUCUUCCUUCGCGUUCUGCAAAAGAAAGCUCGGAGAGCAGCAGAGGAUCUCGGCGAAGCCGUAUGA
Messenger RNA from Besnoitia besnoiti, 1149 nucleotides. RefSeq lists its product as uncharacterized. Lineage: Eukaryota; Apicomplexa; Conoidasida; Eucoccidiorida; Sarcocystidae. The transcript is spliced from 5 exons. The record is from RefSeq and is a predicted model, not a curated record. Bases 1 to 1149 code for a protein of 382 amino acids.